Messenger RNA from Trichogramma pretiosum, 13689 nucleotides. RefSeq names its product dynein beta chain, ciliary (gene Dhc93AB). The coding region runs from base 1 to 13689 and encodes 4562 amino acids. The transcript has 32 exons. The record is from RefSeq and is a predicted model, not a curated record. Gene Ontology annotation, molecular function: minus-end-directed microtubule motor activity; dynein intermediate chain binding; ATP binding. Gene Ontology annotation, biological process: microtubule-based movement. Gene Ontology annotation, cellular component: dynein complex. Lineage: Eukaryota; Metazoa; Arthropoda; Insecta; Hymenoptera; Trichogrammatidae.
AUGUCAGACGACGGCGGCGGUGGUGACGGCAGUAGCGAUUUCAGCAGCGACGACGAUGGCAUCUUUGGCAUCGCCAACAGCCGCUCGCUGGACGAGGUACAGCCGCUGCCGCUCAUACGAAAUCCCGAGGAUGCCGAGAAACUCGAGGAAUUCCAGAAGCUGCUGCGAUCGAUGAUGGACUCGAGAGCCGGUUCGCUCGAGGAUGACGAGCCCCUGGCAAUACCACCGCGACCACCGCCGGCGACGGCCUCCAGCCCGGAGCAGAGCCAGGCCGCCGCAGCUGCAGCAGCCGAGGCCGCGGCCAACAGCGCGAACAACAUGGAAUCGGCACCGGGCGAUCAGAGGCUCGACUAUCUCGGCGCGAUCGUUCAGAAGUCCCUGAAACUCAAGCCGGAAAAAUGGGGCCGCCUACUCAUGACCGAGGAGUAUCGGAAUUUCGUCUUCGAUUUUCUCGACAACGCCGUUCCGGCUGCGCUCUUCGUCGUGCUCACUCCGAACGCUCAGCUGGUGCCGUCCUGCGGCUUUCCCAUACCCUGUCAGAGGACCAAAGGUGUUUACGCGAUAAAGAUGCGCAUCGCGCCGAUUCCCAAAGACAAGGAGGCCUGCGCGUCGAUGCUACUGACCGGAGACUUGUCGCAUCGGGUGGUCGACGAGCUCGCCACCAUAGUCGAUAACAUAUUCGCGCCGUUGCUCUGCAAAGUGGAAAAUCAUCGCGACUUGCCGACCGUCGCUGUGCAAGACAUUUCUAGACACGUACAUUCCUUGCGCGGUACUCUUUAUCAGGUAAAGGGUCAAGUGAACGGCAGAACGGUUUUACCGAUGCCCGCGGGCUUGGAAAAAGUCUCCGAAGUCGAGCGAACGAUAAUCGAGGAGGGACCGGAGGCCGCCGAUCUCUACCUGAAAAGUGCCAUCGAGGGCGUCGUCAUCAAGUGGGCCUAUCUGGUCAACGACGUGGUCACGCACGAGUCGAGCGCCGCCUUCGAAAACGGCCAGAAUCCGACUCCCUACGUCGAGCUCGAUUAUUGGUCGACCAGACUCGCCAACUUGAGGUACAUUUUCGAGCAGCUUCGCGAGGACAGAGUUCGCAAGAUGGCGGUGAUACUGGAGAAGACCGACAGCGCUUACUAUCCGUGCUUCAAGACCUUGUUCUCCAACGUCGUGUCCUCGCUGACCGAAGCCAAAGAGAUAUCUUUGUACUUGUCUCCGCUCGGUAAGGUUUUCAAGCAGGUGGAAGAAAUCGAUUUCGCCGAGGCCAAACCCAUCAUGGCCAGUUUGAUACACAUGAUCGGUUUGGCUUGGUCCAAUUCUCGAUACUACCAGAGCUCGUCCAAACUGAUAAUCAUGCUGAGAAUGGUCUCGAAUUUGCUCAUCCAGGAGGCCAGGAGUUUUCUCGACCCCUCGCUGAUUUUUCAGAGCGACGUCGACGAAGCACAGCAACGCGUCCAAAUUUCCAAAGACGUACUGGAAGAAUUCAAGCGUCAAUUCGAUUUGCACAAGAACAAACCCGGCCUGAGGGACGACGUGCCCGUGUGGACGUUCAAUCCGAGCGCCGUGUUCGGUCGGCUCAACGCCUUCCUCAAGCGGCUGAACGACAUCGAGUGGCUGUUCGACACGAUGCUCGAGUUCUCGAAAUUGGAAAAGAUCGAGCUCGGCGGUACGCAGGGUCGCUCGCUCAGCACGCGCAUAAUGGGCGUCUUCAAGGAGUUCCAGCAGCUGUUCACGGCCUUCACGUCGCGCUCGACCGACGUGCUCGAGCCCGACGACCAGUCCUUCAUCCAGGAUUGCCGAAAGUUCGCCGCUUCCAUCGUCGAUCUCGACAGCAAGAUGGCCGCCAUACUCUGUCAAGCCUUCGACGACUGCAACAAUCUCGAGAGUGCGUUCAAGCUGAUCAAUAUAGCCGGUAGCGUACUCGACCGUCCAGUCAUUCGGGACCAAUUCACCAAACGCUACGGUCGCAUCGUCGAGCUGCUCAAGGCCGAGAUGAGCGUCGUGGAGAAUCUGUUCGAUCGGGGCUCGCUGAAUCUCAUGACGGAUUUGCCGCCUCUCGCCGGUGCUCUUCAGUACACGAGUAUGCUGAAGCAACGUAUCGAUCUGCCCGUGCAGGCUUUCAAGUCGUUGCAACAUCCAGUUGCCGAGAGCGACGAGGGAAAAUGCAUUUUGCAGCGCUAUGAGACGCUUUACGCUAGGCUCAACGACAAGCAAAGGGUACUAUUUAUGGAGUGGGUCAAGGCAGUUCCUACGUACGUCGACGUUGGCUUGAACAUGCCUCUGCUGAAAAAGGAUCAAGUGUCUUUGCUCACGUUGAACUUCGAUCAGGAGCUAUUCGCUAUUUUGAAAGAGGUCAAUUACCUUAAACAAAUGUGUCACGAUAACAUUCCAAAGGAAGCUUUAGACGUCGCCGAAAUGUCCGAAACUUUCCGCAAAUUCAGAACACUUCUGACUGGUACUGUGACAUCUUACAAUGAUAUUCGACGUACGUGCCGUAGAGUCGAAUUCAAUCUGAUAGAGAAGGAAAUAGCUCGGAUCGACACGCUCAUCGAGCGCGGCCAGAAUGAGUUACGUUGGAACUCCGAGGGUUUGCUCGACUACAUGACGGAACUCAACGGUUUGGUCCAAGAUCUUUACUGCCGGGUCAAGCUGACCCAAGCGAAUGUCGAGAAGAUCCGCAACAUUAUCGAGCCUUGGACAAAAGUGCCGCUCAUCGAACGAAAAGAUCGUCGUAAACAUGCCCUGCUGUCGAUCGAGGACCGAGCCGAAAAGGUCGCCAAGAGGUACGCGGAAAUUCGUAAGGCGGCCGAGCAUAUAGAGCUCCUGUUAGCGGAAAACAAGAAACUCUUCGAGAUCAAGGACGAUGAAGACGAAUCCUGGCGAGCCUACGUCAAAUACGUCGACAAGAUCGUCGUCGAGUGUCUGCGCAAGUCCGUCGGUUGCUCGCUUGGCUAUCUCGCUGAAAAUAUGGACCCUACCUCCAAGAACGAGCCACUGCUUGAGGCGCGUCUGGAACUCAGGGAGCCGGACUUAUUUUUUAUCCCGUCGCUGGAACCUGACGAUCCCGAUGGUUUGGAUCAAUUGCUGAGCAGUCUCUUAGACGAUAUCAUAGGAAUGGCAAGACUGUUGCCGAGGCUUAAAGCUGACGAGGAUUCUUAUGCCGAUGAAUUGGAAAAAGAUGAAGAUAUCAACGGAAUGAAAACAGAAAUACUUACAGCUGUUGCCAAAGCUGUUGAAGAGGCCUCUGAUUUUUGUGGAGUUUUCGAAGGAUAUUCAUAUUUAUGGUUGGAAGAUAGAGAAGUAACCAUGCACCAAUUUCUCGAUUACAGUAGGCAAUUGACCAUGGAAGAAAUCGAAAUGAUAACAGCAUUUGAUCCCAAGGCCCCAUCAAAAAAUCCUCCGAAAAUGGAGCAGUUUCGCGAACAAAUAGAUCUUUACGAGAGUCUUUAUACCGAAGUUGAAGAAAUUAGCUCAUCUAAAAUAUUUUGUGUUUGGUUUCGUGUCGAUUUAAGACCAUUCCAACAAUCACUACUGAAUACCAUUUGUAAGUGGUCGAGUAUGUUCAAAAAAUACUUGGUAGAACGAGUGACGAGCAGCCUAUCGGAUCUUGGAGCUUUCAUCAGGUUGGCUGAUGAAGGUUUACUUCAACAAGUACAACCCGGUGACUAUACAGGUUUAGUGAGCAUAAUGGGAUUUUUAAUGCAAGUAAAAGAAAGACAACCAAUUACCGACGAAAUGUUUCAACCUUUACAAGAAACGAUCGAACUUUUGAAGUUUUAUGACCAAGAUAUUCCGGAAGAAGUUAAUGUCCUUUUGCAGGAGCUUCCAGAUCAAUGGCUGAAUACUAAAAAGUUAGCCUUGACAGUAAAACAACAAGUAGCCCCACUACAAGCAGGUGAAGUCGCCAGAAUUCGUGCUCGAAUAUCUGCGUUCGAUACGACAAUCAUUCAAUAUCGUGAAGCCUUUAGGCGCUAUGGAUUUUUCAAGUACGACUGCGAGGAUCCUUACGCACAACUCGAUGAGGCGCAUAAAGAAAUUACUCUGUUAGAAACCCAAAUGCGUGAUAUACAAGAAUCGGCCUCCCUAUUCGAGGUCCUCGUCCCCGAAUUUAAACAGCUGAAGCAGUGCAGAAAAGAACUCAAGAUGCUCAAGCAGUUGUGGGAUUACGUGAAUAUCGUGAGGAGUAGCAUCGAGGGUUGGAAAACUACGCCAUGGAAAAAGAUCGACGUCGAGAAUAUGGACAUCGAGAGUAAAAAAUUUGCCAAAGAAAUAAGAGGUUUGGAUAAGGAAAUGCGACCUUGGGAUACGUACAUAAUGCUUGAAGCUACCGUGAAGAAUAUCCUUACGUCGCUGAGAGCUGUUGGCGAGUUGCAGAAUCCAGCAAUUCGAGAAAGACACUGGUUGCAAUUGAUGAAGAGCACGAAGGUUGAGUUCGUGAUGGAUGAUGCAACUACAUUGGCUGAUUUGUUGGAACUAAAUUUACAUGAUUGCGAAGAAGAAGUCAAAAAUAUUGUUGAUAAAGCUGUCAAAGAAAUGUCAAUGGAAAAAUAUCUUAGAGAACUAAAUGUGACAUGGUCUGGAAUGGAGUUUGAAAAAGAAGUUCAUCAACGAACUGGGGCAACAUUACUUCGAGCCAGUGAAGAAUUAAUCGAGAGUCUUGAAGAAAAUCAGGUUCAAUUACAAAAUUUAAUAACGUCGAAGUUUAUAGCCCAUUUUUUGGACGAAGUUUCUUGCUGGCAAAAAAAGUUAAGCAUAGCUGACCAAGUAACGACGAUUUGGUUUGAAGUGCAACGCACUUGGACUCAUUUAGAAAGUAUAUUCAUGUCCUCGGAGGACAUUCGAAAGCAGCUUCCAGUUGACGCCGAGAGAUUCGAUCGCAUCGAUCAGCAAUUCAAGCAUAUGACUCAUGAAAUGGCAAAAACUCCGAACGUUGUCGAAGCUACAAACAAAGAAGGUUUGGUUGGUACUUUAGAUAUUUUGCAGAAAGAGUUAGUUCUAUGUGAAAAAGCUUUGGCAGAGUAUUUAGAAACGAAAAGAUUAGCGUUUCCGAGAUUUUAUUUCGUUUCAUCUAGCGAUCUGCUGGAUGUACUUUCGAAUGGUAAUCAACCCGAAAUUGUAGCUAAACACUUGAUAAAAUUAUUUGACUCAAUGGCAAGACUUCGCUUUCACGAGGAUAAUACCAAGCCUGAAAAGAUAGUUGGUAUGUUUGCCAAAGACGGGGAAUACGUUGAAUUUACAAAUUUUGAAAUGGUCUGUGAGGGUGCAGUUGAAGUCUGGCUCAAUAGGUUGCAAAACGCUAUGCGAGUAUCCAUCCGCCAUUACUUUCAAGACGCCGUAAUAGCGUACGAGGAUAAGCCCCGAGAACAGUGGUUGUUCGAUUAUCCAGCUCAAAUUUCACUUUGCGGAACUCAAGUUUGGUGGACGACUGAGCUGAACGCCGCUUUUGCCAGACUCGAGGAAGGUUACGAUAACGCCUUGAAAGAUUACUUGAAAAAGCAGAUAUCCCAACUGAGCACACUCAUAACAUUAUUACUCGGAGAGCUUAACAAAGGAGAUCGGCAGAAGAUCAUGACGAUUUGUACGAUUGAUGUUCAUUCUCGAGAUGUUGUAGCUAAACUGGUACAGUCUAAAGUAGAGACGGCUCAGGCUUUUCAAUGGCAGAGUCAACUCAGACAUAGAUGGGAUGAAAAAGAGAAAGAUUGUUUUGCCAAUAUUUGUGAUGCUCAGUUCAGGUAUUCUCACGAAUAUUUGGGUAAUACUCCAAGAUUAGUAAUAACUCCUUUGACCGAUAGAUGUUACAUAACGUUAACCCAAUCACUUCAUCUCGUCAUGGGCGGUGGCCCAGCGGGACCAGCUGGUACUGGUAAAACUGAAACGACCAAAGAUUUAGGACGUGCUCUUGGCAUAAUGGUGUAUGUAUUCAAUUGUUCCGAACAAAUGGAUUAUAAAUCUUGCGGCAAUAUUUACAAAGGCCUUGCUCAAACGGGUGCUUGGGGUUGUUUUGAUGAGUUCAACAGAAUAUCCGUGGAAGUAUUAUCGGUAGUAGCCGUUCAAGUGAAAUCCGUUCAAGAUGCCAUAAAAGAUAAAAAGACUAUCUUUAAUUUUAUGGGAGAUAUGAUAAAGUUGACUCCAUCGGUUGGAAUUUUUAUCACAAUGAACCCCGGAUACGCCGGUAGAACUGAACUUCCGGAAAACUUAAAAGCUCUUUUUAGGCCUUGUGCUAUGGUAGUACCCGAUUUUGAGCUAAUCUGCGAAAUCAUGUUAGUCGCUGAAGGUUUUCAAGAUGCUCGAGUUCUCGCAAGAAAAUUCAUUACCUUAUACACUCUUUGCAAAGAAUUACUCUCAAAACAAGAUCACUAUGAUUGGGGCUUGAGAGCCAUCAAAUCUGUUCUCGUAGUAGCUGGAAGCUUGAAACGCGGUGAUCCAGGCCGCCCAGAAGAAGAAGUUUUGAUGCGAGCCCUUCGUGACUUCAAUAUUCCGAAAGUGGUGUCUGAUGAUUUGCCGGUUUUCAUGGGUCUAAUUGCUGAUCUUUUUCCUGCUCUCGAUGUGCCACGAAAAAGAGAUAUUGAAUUCGAGAAAACUGUGAAAGCAGCUGCUACAGACUUAUUUUUGCAACCAGAAGAUGGUUUUAUACUGAAAGUGGUUCAAUUGGAAGAGCUAUUAGAGGUCAGACAUUCUGUUUUCAUCGUGGGUUCAGCUGGUUGCGGCAAAACCCAAGUUUGGAAAACGCUAUUUCGGACCUAUCAGAAUAUUAAAAGGAAACCGAUAUUUAAUGAUCUGAACCCAAAAGCUGUAACAAAUGAUGAAUUGUUUGGUAUCAUUAAUCCUGCGACUCGAGAGUGGAAAGAUGGUUUGUUUUCCGUAUUGAUGCGAGAUCAAGCCAAUCUCGGGGGUGAUAAUCCAAAAUGGAUUGUAUUGGAUGGCGAUAUAGAUCCAAUGUGGAUCGAGUCUUUGAAUACGGUCAUGGACGAUAAUAAAGUUUUAACUUUGGCGAGCAAUGAAAGAAUUGCAUUGACACCAUCAAUGAGAUUAGUUUUUGAAAUUUCAAAUCUGCGAACUGCAACGCCGGCAACGGUCUCGCGUGCAGGUAUUUUGUACAUUAAUCCUCAAGAUUUAGGCUGGAAUCCUUACGUCACCAGUUGGAUCGAAACAAGAAGUUCGCCUUCUGAAAAAUCAAAUUUGGUCAUCCUCUUUGAUCGAUAUAUUCCUAUUUGUUUAGAAACAGUCAAAGUGAGAUUCAAGAAAAUUACACCCAUUGCCAACAUGGCACAUAUAGAAAUGCUUUGCCAUCUUUUAACUUGUUUGUUGACUCCGGAGCUGACCAUGAAUGAAUUCUCCAAAGAUCACUACGAGAUCUAUUUUGUUUUCGCGGCAGUUUGGGCAUUUGGUUCCGCAAUGUUUCAAGAUCAAACCAUCGACCAUCGCGUUGAAUUUAGCAAGUGGUGGUGUAAUGAGUUCAAGCAAAUUAAAUUCCCGGCUCAAGGAACGGUUUUCGAUUACUAUAUUGAUCCUGAAACUAAAAAUUUUCUUCCAUGGACGGAACGUUUGCCGAAAUUUGAACUGGAUGCUGAUUUACCUUUACAGGCAGUUUUAGUUCACACGGCUGAGUCAAUUCGUAUCCGUUACUUUCUAGAUUUAUUAAUGGAAAAAAAAUUUCCGGUAAUGCUGGUGGGACCCGCAGGUAGCGGCAAAACUGUAUCAGUAGCUGAGAAACUCCUUCAACUACCUGAAAAUUUUACCGUGACAAAUGUACCUUUCAAUUUUUACACGUCAUCCGAAAUGCUCCAAAAAAUUUUAGAAAAGCCAUUGGAGAAAAAAGCUGGCCGAAAUUACGGCCCACCCGGAAAUAAAACAAUGAUUUAUUUUAUCGACGACAUGAACAUGCCAGAAGUUGACGCUUACGGUACUGUUCAACCACAUACGUUGAUAAGGCAACACUUGGAUUACAAUCACUGGUACGAUAGAACAAAACUUACUUUGAAAGACAUUCACAAUUGUCAAUAUGUGAGUUGCAUGAAUCCUACAGCUGGUUCAUUUACGAUCAAUCCAAGACUGCAGAGACACUUUGCAGUUUUUGCUGUCAGUUUUCCCAAUUCAGAAUCUCUUACUACUAUUUAUGCAUCGAUACUUUCUCAACAUUUAGCGAACGUUGAACACAGAUUUCCACUGAUCAUCACCGAAAUCUGUGGUCCCAUUGUCCAAGCUUCAUUGCAAUUACACCACAGAUGUGCCCAAGUUUUCUUACCAACGGCGACAAAAUUCCACUACAUUUUUAAUCUAAGGGAUUUAUCCAAUUGUUUUCAAGGGCUACUUUUCAGUGGUAACGAAUGUCUUCAAAUUCCAUCGGAUUUUGUGAGACUGUGGAUGCACGAGACUCAUCGAGUAUACGGUGACAAAUUGACCGAUGAAAAAGAUAUCGAAUCUUUCACUAAGUUUCAAGUAGAUAUUCUGAAGAAAAACGUCGAAGAAAUCGAUGAAAGUGCUAUUUUCGAAAAACCAAAUAUUUAUUGUCAUUUUGCAGGUGGAGUGGGCGAACCCAAAUACAUGCCCGUAAAAGAUUGGCCCAGCUUGCAUCGAUUACUGACGGAAGCUCUGGUGAGCUACAAUGAUUUAGUCUCGGCAAUGAAUUUGGUAUUAUUCGAAGAUGCCAUGAUGCACGUGUGUCGAAUAAAUCGAAUACUAGAGUCACCUCGAGGAAGCGCAUUACUCGUGGGAGUCGGAGGUUCUGGCAAGCAGAGUCUCGCGCGUUUGGCUGCCUUUAUUAGCUCCUUGGAAGUCUUUCAAAUUCAACUGCGUAAGGGUUACGGCAUAUCAGAUUUGAAAUUAGAACUUGCCGCUCUGUAUUCCAAAUCUGGUCUGAAGAACAUCGGAAUUAUGUUUUUAAUGACAGAUGCACAAGUACCGAACGAGCAUUUUUUGGUCUUGAUCAACGAUAUGCUCGCUUCAGGAGAAAUCCCUGAUUUAUUUCCAGAGGACGAAGUUGAAAAUAUAAUUGCCAGCGUUCGAAAUGAAGUAAAAGGAGCUGGUAUCUUGGACACUCGAGAAAACUGCUGGAAAUUCUUCAUUGACCGAGUGCGUCGUCAACUUCGAAUCGUACUCUGUUUCUCGCCUGUUGGGUCGACUUUGCGCGUUCGAUCUCGUAAAUUUCCAGCUAUCAUCAAUUGCACUGCGAUCAAUUGGUUCCAUGAAUGGCCACAAGAGGCGCUCAUGUCGGUCUCCAAAAGAUUCUUACAAGAACUCGUGGAAUUGCCUGAAACAUACCUGGAAUCUGUGGCGAAAUUUAUGGCUCAUGCACACACAACAGUUAAUUCAGCGAGCAAACAAUAUUUGGCCAGUGAAAGACGAUACAACUAUACCACACCGAAAUCUUUUCUGGAGCAAAUCAGUUUGUACACCAAAUUACUUCGAAAUAAAUCGAAAGAGCUUAAAGGCAGAGUAGAAAGACUGGAAAAUGGCUUGGCGAAAUUGAGAUCCACCGCUGUUCAAGUUGAUGAUUUGAAGAAAAAAUUAGCCGUUCAAGAGAUAGAACUGCAACAGAAGAACGAAGCAGCUGACACCCUGAUUGCUAUAGUCGGCGUAGAAACAGAGAAGGUUCAAAAAGAAAAAGCUUUAGCCGAUGAGGAAGAGGCAAAAGUAGCCAUGAUUGCUGAAGAGGUAUCGAAAAAACAAAAAGACUGUGAAGCUGAUUUAUUGAAAGCAGAACCAGCUUUGGUUGCAGCUCAAGAGGCUCUGAAUACUUUGAAUAAAGCAAAUUUGACUGAAUUAAAAUCGUUCGGCUCACCACCGGGUGUUGUGACCAACGUCACGGCCGCUGUGAUGGUUCUGCUAGCUCCCAAUGGAAAAAUUCCCAAAGAUCGAAGCUGGAAAGCGGCCAAGAUAACAAUGGCCAAAGUCGAUGCUUUCCUCGAUGCAUUAAUCAAUUACGAUAAGGAGAAUAUUCAUCCGGAAGUCAUAAAAUCGAUUCAACCUUAUUUAAAGGAUUCCGAGUUCGAGCCUGAUUUCGUGAAAACGAAAUCAGCCGCUGCCGCAGGUUUGUGCGCGUGGGUUAUUAAUAUAAUCAAAUUUUACGAAGUGUUUUGCGACGUCGAACCGAAACGCAAAGCUUUAGCACAGGCUAAUGCCGAAUUGGCCGCGGCUCAGGAAAAAUUGGCUGGUAUCAAGAGGAAAGUUGCGUCACUAGAGGAUCAAUUGGCUAAAUUGACAGCUGACUUCGAGCAGGCCACAGCGGAAAAGUUAAAAUGUCAGCAAGAAGCAGAUGCGACCAAUGCGACGAUUGCUUUGGCUAAUCGUCUAGUCGGAGGCUUGGCAUCUGAAAACGUUCGAUGGGCCGAUUCAGUGGCAAAUCUCAUGCAGCAAGCAUCGACGCUCCCUGGUGAUGUGCUAUUAGUCACUGCUUUCAUCUCGUACGUCGGCUGCUUCACCAAACAAUUCCGACUCGAUCUCGUGAACAAGCAGUGGCUGAAUUUUUUACGCACCGUCGAGCCAAUCGUACCUAUCACUGAUGGUCUCGAUCCUUUGACAUUAUUGACCGACGACACACAGAUUGCCAAAUGGAAUAACGAAGGGUUGCCGAACGAUCGGAUGUCUACUGAAAAUGCCACUAUUUUGACUAAUUCGGAUCGGUGGCCGUUGAUGAUCGAUCCACAACUUCAAGGAAUCAAAUGGAUAAAACAAAAGUACGGAGACACUUUGAACGUUAUUCGUCUCGGUCAACGAGGCUAUUUGGAUGUUAUCGAGCAGUCAUUGGCAGCCGGCGCGAUAGUCCUCAUAGAAAACAUUGGCGAGCACGUCGAUCCAGUGCUCGACUCUCUGCUCGGACGUAAUCUCAUAAAAAAAGGCAAAGCUCUGAAGAUCGGGGACAAAGAAGUCGAGUACAAUUCGAAUUUCCGAUUAAUUCUGCACACAAAACUGGCGAAUCCUCAUUACAAACCGGAGAUGCAGGCUCAGACGACUUUGAUUAAUUUCACCGUAACUCGAGAUGGCUUGGAGGAUCAGCUGCUGGCAGAGGUCGUCAAAGCUGAACGGCCGGAUCUCGAAGAGUUGAAGGCGGAUUUGACUAGACAACAGAAUGACUUCAAGAUUACCUUAAAUAGCCUUGAAGACUCAUUACUAUCUAAGCUAUCAUCAGCAGGAGCCAACGUACUGGGUGACACGGCGCUCGUGGAAAAUCUCGAGACGACUAAGAAAACGGCCGCCGAGAUAGAGUGCAAAGUGACGGAGGCCAGGGAGACGUCGAAAGAGAUCGACACGGCGCGCGAGUUUUACCGUCCGGCUGCAGCGCGCGCCUCCCUGCUUUACUUCAUCCUCAACGACUUGAACACCAUCAAUCCGAUCUAUCAGUUCUCCCUGAAAGCCUUCAGCGUCGUGUUCCAGAAGGCCGUGCUGAAGGCCGUGCCGGCGGCCGACGUCGCGGGCCGCGUGACCAAUCUCAUCGAGUGCAUCACCUACUCGGUCUUCAUGUACACGAGCCGGGGCCUCUUCGAGUGCGACAAGCUCAUCUUCGCCUCGCAGAUGGCCUUCCAGGUGCUGCUCGCGCGCGAGGAGAUCAACGUCGUGGAGUUGGACUUUCUGCUGCGCUUUCCCAUCACGCCUCACGUUACCUCGCCCGUCGAUUUUCUCACCAACACCAGCUGGGGAGGCAUACGCAGCUUGGCUUCAAGAGACGAGUUCAGGAACUUGGAUCGGGACAUCGAAACGUCGUCGAAGCGUUGGAAAAAGCUCGUCGAGUGCGAGUGCCCGGAGCGCGAGAAAUUCCCUCAAGAGUGGAAAAACAAGUCAGCCAUACAGAGAUUGUGCAUGCUGAGAGCUCUGCGCCCCGAUCGAAUGACUUAUGCCAUCGCCGCUUUCAUCGAGGAAAAGCUGGGGCCGCGCUACGUCGAAAGCCGCACGGUCGAAUUCGCCAAAUCCUUCGAGGAAACCAGCCCAUCGACGCCGAUUUUUUUUAUACUUUCACCUGGAGUCAAUCCUCUGAAGGAUGUGGAGGAUUUGGGUCGACGAUUAGGAUUCACAUCGGAUGCACAAAAUUUCCACAACGUUUCGUUAGGACAAGGACAAGAAAGUGUGGCCGAACAGGCGAUGGACGUGGCAUCUAAAAAAGGCCACUGGGUCGUGUUGCAAAACAUACAUCUGGUGAAAAAAUGGCUGCCGCUGCUGGAGAAAAAGUUAGAAGUCGCAUCCGAGGGCUCGCACGAAGAUUAUCGAGUUUUCAUGAGCGCCGAACCUGCCAGUACACCAGCAGGCCACAUUAUACCCCAGGGUAUUCUUGAAUCGUCGAUAAAAAUCACGAACGAGCCGCCCACGGGCAUGCAGGCGAAUUUGCACAAAGCUCUGGAUAACUUCACGCAAGAAACUCUGGAGAUGUGCAGCAAGGAGGCCGAGUUUAAAGUAAUACUAUUUUCGCUCUGCUACUUUCACGCCGUCGUGGCAGAGCGACGAAAAUUCGGACCCCAGGGCUGGAAUAAAAUAUACCCCUUCAACGUGGGUGAUUUGAACAUAAGCGUGCACGUUUUGCACAACUAUCUGGAGGCGAGCGCCAAGAUCCCCUGGGAGGACCUGCGAUAUCUUUUCGGCGAAAUAAUGUACGGAGGUCAUAUUACGGACGACUGGGAUCGACGACUGUGCGUGUCUUACUUGGAGGAGCUCAUGCAGCCGGAUCUCGUUGACGGGGAGCUUCAGCUCGCGCCGGGCUUCCUCGCCCCACCCAACACGGAUAUGGUCGGCUUUCAUACGUACAUCGACGAGGCUCUACCCGCCGAAUCUCCGUAUCUGUAUGGCUUGCAUCCGAACGCCGAGGUCGGUUUCUUGACCACGAGCUCGGAAAAUCUAUUCAGGACCGUCUUCGAGAUGCAGCCCAGAGACGCGGGCAGCUCGGGCGGCCAAACCGUCACUAGGGAGGACAAAGUCAAACAGAUCCUCGACGAGAUCCUGGAAAAAUUGCCCGAGGAGUUCAACAUGGUCGAGAUAAUGGGCAAAGUGGAGGAACGCACGCCCUACGUGAUCGUGGCCUUUCAGGAGUGCGAGCGCAUGAACUAUUUAACGAACGAAAUCAAGCGAUCGCUGCGCGAACUGGAUCUCGGUUUGAAGGGCGAGUUGACCAUCACCUCGGACAUGGAGGACCUGGAGACUGCCCUAUUUCUCGAUCAAAUCCCUCAAACUUGGACUCAGCGAGCUUACCCGUCGCUGCUGGGCUUGACCGCUUGGUUCGUCGAUUUGCUGCUCAGAAUUCGCGAAUUAGAGAGCUGGUCGACAGACUUUGUCUUGCCUGCAUCGGUGUGGCUGGCCGGGUUUUUUAAUCCGCAGUCGUUGUUAACGGCCAUUAUGCAAUCAACGGCUCGCAGGCACGAGCUACCUCUCGACAAAAUGUGUCUACAGUGCGACGUCACGAAGAAAAAUAAAGAAGAAUUUACAACGGCACCUCGCGACGGAGCUUACGUACACGGCAUAUUCAUGGAAGGAGCUAGAUGGGACGUCUCAGCCGGUAUAAUAGUCGACUCGCGACCGAAGGAGCUGUUUCCCGCGAUGCCGGUCAUCAAUAUACGUGCCAUAACCCAAGACAAGCAGGAUUUGCGUAACAUGUACGAGUGUCCAGUUUACAAGACUCGAACCCGUGGCCCGACUUACGUUUGGACCUUCAAUUUAAAGACUAAAGACAAGUCGGCCAAGUGGACCUUGGCCGGUGUAGCUUUGCUUCUGCAGACUUGA